This is a messenger RNA of Exophiala dermatitidis NIH/UT8656, 2157 nucleotides long. RefSeq names its product 3-hydroxyisobutyrate dehydrogenase. Bases 107 to 1147 code for a protein of 346 amino acids. Gene Ontology annotation, cellular component: mitochondrion. Gene Ontology annotation, biological process: L-valine catabolic process. The transcript is spliced from 4 exons. The record is from RefSeq and is a predicted model, not a curated record. Gene Ontology annotation, molecular function: 3-hydroxyisobutyrate dehydrogenase activity; NADP binding; NAD binding. NCBI's taxonomy places the organism in Eukaryota, Fungi, Ascomycota, Eurotiomycetes, Chaetothyriales, Herpotrichiellaceae.
CAGAUUAUAAUCUUGCCCCGGAUAUUGCCCACCCCGAACAGCCGAGCCCUUCUUCAACAAUAACCCUUGCAAUUGAUUUCAAGGUUGAUCGAGUGCUCCCAAAAAGAUGACGGAGAACAAGCAAAGCAGCGGCUCAUCUUCUGUGAUGCCGGGCGUUGUCUAUGGAUUUAUUGGUCUCGGGAAUAUGGGAUUUGGCAUGGCCAAGAACCUGAGGGAAUCCAUGCCCGAGGAAGCAAAGUUGCUUGUAUGCGACGUCAACCAUCAGCGAAGAGAUGAAUUCGUUUCUUCUGUGACUAGACCGGUUCAAGUCGCAGAGUCUCCGAAAAUCAUUGCAGAGAACUGUGAUAUAGUGAUUACUAGCCUCCCUACGAGCGAUAUCGUAAAGAACGUGUUCACCGAUCCAUCCACGGGUUUGUUGAGCAUAGAUUCUGCUGGAGCAUCCAACAAAUCCAAGCUCUUCAUUGAAACGUCAACCAUCGAAGUCGACACGUCAAACUAUGUCCGGAAGAAAGUUGAAGACUCUGGACUUGGUCAUUUUAUAGAUGCUCCUGUGUCUGGAGGCAUACCAGCAGCGUAUCAAGGGAACCUGACUAUCAUGGUUGGCGGAGACAAGGAGCUAUUUGAACGAGCAAAGCCUGUCCUCGCUUCCAUGGGUAAGGAGGAAAAUAUCUUCUUCUGCGGACCUCCAGGUGCUGGACUCGCGACAAAGCAAAUUAAUAACUACAUCGCGAAUGUGUCGUAUGUGGCGCUCUGUGAAGCUUUAAUCACUGACACAUCUUGUCCAGGGAUGAACACAGGGGUCCGAUAUGGAUUAGACCCUAAGAUCUUAGCAGACGCCAUCAAUCGCAGCAGCGGUAUGUGCUGGAACUCGCUUCACAUGAACCCUGUCAAGGGCGUCCAGGAAAGCUCACCUGCCUCACGGGACUUUGAAGGCGGCUUCCCGACAGAAGGUGCCAAGCACGUUAUGGACAUGGCUGUUCAACUCAUGGACGCUGUAGGGGCAAAACAUGUUAUGGGGAAUGUCAUGAAAGACAUAUACGAAAGAGCCGUCAACCAUCCCAAAUGCCGUGGAAAAGAGUGUCGCAGUAUCUAUAAAUUGUUUGCUGAGAAUGAUGGCAAAGACCUGGGAAACACGUUGAUCGGAUAAUGGGAGGCGCAAGUUUGGAAGAGCAGAGACUUCUUGUUUCGCGGAUCUACAUUAUAUAUUAUGGUCCAGGGUAAGAGGCUCAGCGGCCCAGGCAUUCAUCGACUUAAGCUCAAAAGACAAAGCAUUCUCUCGUCGAUUGCGCACAGUAUACUCAAAAAGUCAGCAAAAGAACUCGGCGUUCUGUGUACUUCAACUAACAAGGCGCCACUUAUCAAACUCCACCAUUCCCUUUGAGCUUGCACGAACAAAUCUUGAUAACGCGACCCAAGCCCGGAAUGGUAGUUCCUGAUCGAUGAUAAACGAGCUUGGCAGAAUACCUGGCACUACCUACGCUGCUCAUCACCAUUCACGUUGCCAAUUUAAUGAUAUUCGGUUUCGAUACUUGUUUGUAGAGAUUGGCGUCAAAAGAUUUCUGUGGACUACUGUUUCACCAAAGUUUCCAACCGCUCAAUCACGAUGUCAUCCACGUCCAGAUACCCCGCAGCUCGAAUCUGAGAGCGACGUUUGUUUGACCGUUCGAAUGGCAACCUGAGAGCGUCUUUCCCCGCCAGUGUGGGAGCCGAGUGGAACGCAUUAACGAGCUUGCCAACCUCGGAUUUAAAAUCAGACACUGGCCUGAAUUUUGCUGGAUCAAUGGCAACGAUGAAAAACCCGAAAUCCUCCAAAUUUGGUGGCAAUGCAGGAGCUCCGGCGAGGAUGCCUAAUAGCUGGACCGCGAUUGCCAAUCCGCUGCCUUUAGCUCCUCCCCAAACCGCCAGAGCACCCUUGAGAGCCUUUUCUGGAUCUGUGGUCAUCUCGCCGUUCUCAUCAAAGGCAGUAUCCGGGGGGAGCUGUUCGUUUUUCCGCAUGGCAAGCAUAACUUGAGCAUGGAUUAUCCUUGAUGUACCAAUGUCGUAGAUGAUUGGCACGUCAGGGCUGGGAAAACCAAUGCAAAAAGGAUUCGUCCCCAGUAAAGGCUUGUAUGUGCCCUCCGGGGCCACCCAUGGGGUGCAGUGAGAGGCGAUAAUGGU